CAAAUAUGUAUGGUAUGAUGUGAUAAUACUUACCUAGACCGUCUGCUUGGAUAGCUGUAAACCACAAAACAUCUCUUUUUCCCCCUCCCAGGGCUUUGUACCACUGAAAAAUUGGACAAGAACAAGAAAAUGGCUGAAAUGGAGAGUCUAGCUGACUGGAUGGCUAACCUUAAUGAGAAAUUUACAAAAAUCCCCUUGAGCCAACUUGCUAUUCCAGGGAGCCAUGAUGCUAUGGCAUACAGCUUAGAUAUGGACUCUUCAGUACUGGAACCUAAAAAAAUAAAGGCCUUGGACAAGAUGUUCAGCACUUUCUUAAGGCCCAUUGUCAAAAAAUGGGGUACUGCCCAGGAAAAAAACAUCUCUGAGCAGCUUGAUGCGGGUAUGCGAUACUUUGAUCUGAGGGUUGCUGGAAAGCCUGAAUCUAGUGAUUUAUUCUUCUAUCAUGGACUAUACACAACAAUGACUGUGAAGGAGGGAAUGACAGAACUGGAGAAAUGGUUAGGACAGCAUACUAAGGAGGUUGUCAUCCUUGCUUUCUCACAUUUCAAAGAAAUGUCAGCCAAUCAACACACCGACCUGACCAACUUCCUCAAAGAGCACUUUAAAGCAAAACUCUGUCCUAAGCCUCAAGUGCCCUCACUCAAGGACUGCUGGGAAAGUGGCUACCAGGUCAUCCUCUCUUAUGACAACAGAAGUGUCGACGAUCCUGUUUUGUGGCCUGGAAUCGAGUACUGGUGGGCUGAUCAUUCAGACCCCAAGGAGGUCAUUUCAUAUCUCAACAACCAGAAACAAAAGGCAAGACCAGCGGGAUUGUUUGUUGCUGGUCUCAACCUGACUUUUGAUGGGAAUGACAUGCUCCUGUACCUCACAAAGUCUUUAAAGGAGAAGACCAUGACGGCCUACCCUCUAUUGCUUGACUGGGUGAAGGAGCAACAUUCAGGCUCUGACAAAGAAAGUGUUAACAUCAUUGCUGGAGAUUUUGUGGGAGUGAAUAGCUUUGCUCAGGAUAUCAUUCAGCUCAACAAUGCUGACAAUGGUCCAUGAGAGGGUCUUUUGAGUCAAU
Messenger RNA from Sinocyclocheilus rhinocerous, 1063 nucleotides. Its product is annotated as PI-PLC X domain-containing protein 1-like. The record is from RefSeq and is a predicted model, not a curated record. NCBI's taxonomy places the organism in Eukaryota, Metazoa, Chordata, Actinopteri, Cypriniformes, Cyprinidae. Gene Ontology annotation, molecular function: phosphoric diester hydrolase activity. The transcript has 6 exons. The coding region runs from base 130 to 1044 and encodes 304 amino acids. Gene Ontology annotation, biological process: lipid metabolic process.